AUGGCAUCUCAACGUGCGGUGGUAACACUGGCCAAGCCGCCGGUGUUUGCUUUUACGAGGACGAUAGCCGCGGCGACAACUCCGGGGCGCAUCCGGGCAGUGACGGUAGCACAUUCGGGCUUGGUUAUGUCACAAUGCCGGGAUCAACGUUGGCACACGAGUCCAACUGGGCGGCGGCCCUCAUCGUCAAUAGCUAAGCAAGCCUACGGACCGACGCCAUCUAUUGCUAGAAGGUUGUAUUCCACCGACGCUGGGAAGCCUUCCAAGAUCUGGGACUUUGAUGCUAUUCAAAAACUCACUACGGACCCUACGCAUUCGGUCACGCUCAUUGGUACUGCCCUCCCUCUCCCACCGUUUCUUACUUUGCUCCCGCCCGUUGUUACCAACACUCUUGCCUUCUACCUAGAUGUCCGUGAACCGAACGAGCUUAAAGAAUCCGGCUUCAUCCCGGGGGCAAUUAACAUUCCGGUAUCCUCUACCCCAGACAGCUUCCACAUCACCGCUGAGGAAUUCGAGGACCGGUUCGGGUACUCGCGCCCCCCUACCGAUGCCGAGGUGGUCUUCUACUGCCGUGCCGGCGUGCGGAGCCGGGCAGCGGCGAACCUCGCAAAGGACGCGGGCUGGGAGAAGGUCGGGGAGUAUCCGGGCAGUUGGUUGGACUGGGCUGGGAAAGGGGGGAAGGUGGAGAGGUAG
Messenger RNA from Dichotomopilus funicola, 693 nucleotides. Its product is annotated as Rhodanese-like domain-containing protein. The transcript is spliced from 2 exons. Lineage: Eukaryota; Fungi; Ascomycota; Sordariomycetes; Sordariales; Chaetomiaceae. The coding region runs from base 1 to 693 and encodes 230 amino acids. Gene Ontology annotation, molecular function: thiosulfate-cyanide sulfurtransferase activity. The record is from RefSeq and is a predicted model, not a curated record. Gene Ontology annotation, cellular component: mitochondrion.